AUUCACUUUCACACUUUGGUACAAGUAGCUACUCUUUAAAGAAAUGUCACUGAAAUUUUACUUCAAAUACGCGUAAUAAAAUUGAAACCAUAAAAGUUGUCUGCGAUUAGUUUGAGUGGGUCCCUUGACUCGAUAUCUGUACCUUCGUGAGCCGUGAGUUGGUGAAGGCAAAACAGGACUUUUGGAGUACAGAGAUUUUCUCAUAUUUUCAUAUGAAGUCCGGACGAUAAACUCACCAGCAAAUACGGCGUUGGAUACUUCAAUACCUAUAGAUUCACAAGGUUUGAUCUGACCGAAGGCUUGUAUAGCAGUUCGGUCAAAAUCGAGGAGAGGAUCGGUGCCAACUUUGGCAGACGGUUGAAGCGGAGACUUCAAAAAUGGAGGACAAUUUAUUAUCUAGUAUCUGUUUAAAUUGUAAGCGGCAUUCCAGUUCCACGCCGUUUUCUAGAACAAUGAAACAAUUAUUUGUCAUUGCGAUUAUAGCUUUAUUAACAAUUGACACAGUGGCAGGGCAAAGGGGAGAUAUUCCACCUGGUAGGGACUGUGCAACUAGAUGUUCAACAAGUGGCUGCCAAUGUGUUGGAGAAAAAGGCUCAAGGGGGUUCCCAGGAUCUCCUGGACAACGAGGGGAGAAAGGAACUAUGGGAUUUGAAGGACCAGAAGGAAUACAGGGACAAAAAGGCAACAAAGGAGAUACAGGACCACCAGGCCCUAUUGGACUUAAGGGAGACAGAGGCAAAAUGGGAACACCUGGACAUCAUGGAGUCAAUGGAAUUCCAGGCUUCCCAGGCCAUAUUGGACCCAAAGGAGAAUCUGGUUUCCCAGGAUGCAAUGGAACAAAGGGCGAGCCUGGUCUUGCUGGACUCCCUGGACUACCUGGAUCAAGUGGGAGAGAUGGUUUACCUGGACAGCCCGGCCCUAAGGGAGAACCCGCCAGAGUCAAGGACGGCAUUAAAGGACAAAAGGGAGACUAUGGACAAAAUGGCCGACCAGGCAACCGAGGCCAACCAGGUAGAGAUGGACCUGAAGGACCCAAAGGAAACCCAGGAUUUAGAGGACCACCAGGUCAACAAGGAUAUGAUGGGGUGCAAGGGCCCAAAGGUAACAUGGGGAUAGGUAUCGAAGGUCAGAAGGGGGAGCCUGGUUUUCUUGGCGCCCCUGGCCCCCCUGGACCAGCUGGCCCAUCAAUAAAUGGUUCCGAAUUAACAGGGAACGUCACAAUCUUAGGACCACCUGGUCUUCCCGGAAUGAAAGGAAUGCAGGGCAUGAAGGGAGACAGUGGACCCCCAGGCUUUAAUGGACCACCUGGCCAAAAUGGUCUACCAGGUGUCCCAGGAAUGAAGGGGGAAAAAGGAAUUCCAGGUAUCGCAGGGCCAAGGGGUAAGGAAGGUCUACCAGGCCCAGAGGGUCAGCCAGGUUAUGUUGGAGACCCAGGUGCAGCUGGUGCACCAGGACGACCAGGUGCAGGUGGAAUGAAGGGAGACCGGGGACUUGAUGGCCGCGAUGGACCCAAAGGUUACCAAGGACCUCCAGGGCCACCUGGUGGUAGUGGGCCAAUUCUUCCAUGUGAGAAAGGCGUAAAGGGAGAAGGAGGACGACCAGGAUUUGAUGGCCUUCCAGGUAGCGAGGGACCUCCAGGACCACCUGGCCCCCGUGGCCCAGACGGCACCAGGGGACUCCCAGGAAACCCAGGACGUGAAGGACCAGAGGGACCAAAAGGAAACAAGGGAGAUGGUGGUUUACCAGGCGCUCCAGGUAUUGAUGGAUUUGAAGGUCAACCAGGACCCCAGGGAGUCAAGGGAGAACCAGGUCCAAGUGGAGAACCAGGCAGAGCUUUUCCAGGAGCUAAGGGAAAUGUUGGCCCCGCUGGACGAGAUGGCUUUGAUGGAUUACCUGGCACAAAGGGAUUCCAAGGCCCCCCAGGUCCCCCUGGUGACACAGAGGGUAUCCCAGGACCCACAGGCCCACAAGGACCCAAGGGAGAUCGUGGUCUAAGUGGACGAAAUGGACAAUCAGGCCUUCCUGGUUUACCAGGAGAUAAAGGUGACCGUGGAGGUGUAUGUCAAGCAUGCUCCCCUGGUCUUAAGGGAGAAAAGGGAACCCCUGGAUUUGAUGGUCUACCAGGGCCCAGAGGACCAGCAGGGUCAGCGGGUGAUCCAGGACUUCCUGGACAACGUGGUGAUGAUGGUCUGUCAGGAUUACCCGGACCAACUGGACAAAAUGGUAAUCCAGGAUUACCAGGUUUGCCAGGAGCCAAGGGAGCAAAGGGAAAUCCAACUCAAGUCAAUUCUAUACCAGGACCAAGAGGUUUCAAGGGAGAACCAGGUCAACCAGGAUUUGAUGGUUUACCAGGGCAAGCUGGCUCAGCUGGCCCCCCAGGACGUGACGGAAGAAAUGGUCUACCAGGUGCCCUAGGAGCUAAAGGAAACCCAGGCCCAGCUGGAUUUAAUGGCCUUCCCGGAGCCAAAGGAAACACUGGCUUGCCUGGACAAAUUGGAGACCCUGCCUAUGGUACAAAGGGAGAUAGAGGUCUUGAUGGUAUUCCAGGUUUACCAGGACAGAAAGGAGAACCAGCCAAACCACCCACAGACAUCACAGCUGGACCUAAAGGAGACAAGGGAGACCCAGGCUUUGGUGGACAGAACGGAUUCCCAGGUGUCAAGGGUGAACCCGGUCGAGAUGGUACACCAGGGCUAAAUGGUUUGCCUGGCAUGAAGGGAAAUGCCGGAAUAGAUGGACUUCCUGGUGGCCCUGGCCCCAGAGGGUUAACGGGACAAAGGGGCGAGAAAGGCACCGCAGGACUCCCUGGUCUACCAGGGGCAAGUGGUCCCAAAGGAUUUGAUGGACUGCCUGGUUUGCCAGGACGUGAAGGACCAAAGGGAGAGUCCUGCAGAGGUGUUGGCCAGAAAGGAGAGCCAGGGCUUGACGGACUUCAAGGAACAAAAGGAGAGUCUGGUUUACCCGGACGUCAAGGACAAGAUGGACUUCCUGGUACCCCAGGAAGUCGCGGCGGAAGUGGAGAAGAUGGUUUACCAGGUGUCGCUGGUCUACCAGGUCAAAAGGGAGAUAAAGGUGCCUUUGGAGUUGGCGGAGUUCCUGGAGAACCCGGACCCAGAGGACCUGGUGGACGCGAUGGAUUCCCAGGAUUACCAGGAACAAAGGGUGACCGUGGUCGAGAUGGGCAGGAUGGUUUACCAGGCGCUAGAGGAGAAGAUGGUUUAUCAGGUCUACCAGGAAGCCCAGGUCUUCCUGGAAAUGAUGGUUUCCCCGGAUUGGAUGGGCCAGCAGGUGAAGAUGGAUUCCCAGGUAUCCCAGGAGAAAAGGGAGAUGGAGGGCUGCCUGGAUUACCAGGGGCCGCUGGACCUAAGGGUGCAUCUGGAUUCCCAGGUCUCCCUGGUAUGAAGGGGGGAAAAGGCAACUUUGGUCUCCCAGGUACCCCAGGGGCACCAGGAAAUGAUGGACCAAAGGGAAACAGCGGAUUACCAGGUCUACCAGGGUCUAAAGGAGAGGCAGGGGAAGCAGCUCAGAUCGGGGAGAAGGGAGACAGAGGACUCGACGGAGCAGCAGGAAAUCCCGGACCAAAUGGACAAGAUGGAUUCCCUGGUCUACCAGGAAUAAAGGGAGAGGAAGGCCCAGCAGGACGUGGUGUAGAUGGUCCCAAAGGAGAGCCAGGCCGCCCAGGAUUGGAUGGUCUUCCAGGAAAUGAUGGCUUAUCAGGACAAAAGGGCGCUGAUGGACUACCUGGAUUUGCUGGUAUGAAGGGAGAGCGAGGUCUCGAUGGAUUGUCAGGGACUCCGGGACGUGAUGGUAUUCCAGGGUUACCAGGAAUGAAAGGUGACCGUGGUUUGAACGGAGUUCCAGGACCUGCCGGAGAUAAGGGAGAAGCAGGUCUCCCUGGACAACCAGGAUUCCCAGGAGAUAAGGGUGACAAUGGUCGCAAUGGACUCCCAGGUGCCCCAGGACGCUCCGGAACCAAAGGAGAGAGAGGAAAUCCAGGUCCCCCUGGAAUAUCAGAUGGUGGCCCAGGAUCCAAGGGAGAUCGAGGUUUCUCAGGACGUGAUGGACUUCCAGGACUCCCUGGCGCAAAGGGUGACCCAGGCUUCCCAGGACUCAGCGGACAACCAGGUGCCAAGGGAGCAGAUGGCUUCCCCGGACUUGAAGGAAGACCAGGCCCUGAGGGACCAAAAGGAGAUGCAGGACUCCCAGGUCUACCAGGGAGAGAAGGGCGACCUGGUUUAUCAUCAGAGGGACCCAAGGGUGACGAGGGUCUACCAGGUCCACGGUGUUUUGAUGGCCCUAAGGGUGAUCGUGGUGGCAAUGGACGUGACGGCCUUGAUGGGCGUGAUGGCCAAAAGGGAGAGCCAGGAACGGCAGUACGUGAGGGACCCAAGGGUGAUCGAGGACAGGAUGGAUUCCCAGGAAUUCAAGGACGUCCAGGUCAGGAUGGUCUGCCUGGAGAGGCAGGACUCCCCGGACUUCCAGGACAAAAGGGUGAAGAAGGCAGACCAGGACCACGAGGACUGGACGGACUUCCAGGAGCAAGAGGACCAGCUGGACCUAGAGGACUCGAUGGCCAACCUGGAGCUGAUGGUCUAUCAGGCCAAAAGGGAGAACAAGGAAGAGAUGGAUUCCCUGGACUUCCCGGGGAGAAGGGAGACAGAGGUUUGGAUGGCAAUGAUGGCCAGCCAGGUGGCCCAGGAACACCUGGCCGUGAUGGUGGAAAGGGAGAACCUGGGGAUACUUCCAUCCGUGAAGGACCUAAGGGUGACCCAGGACUGCCAGGUCAGCCAGGAAAUGAUGGUUUGAAUGGAAGACCAGGACAAGAUGGUCUCCCCGGACUCACUGGCCCUAAGGGAGAAUCUGGUAAUGAUGGCCCUGCUGGAUUCCCUGGUCUCCCAGGACGACCAGGUGAAAUUGGAGAACGAGGUAUACCUGGACGAGAGGGUCUAGAUGGUCUUCCAGGACCAAGGGGUAACCCAGGUCUCCCAGGUAGCCCUGGUUUACCAGGUUCAGCUCUCCCAACUGGUUAUCUAAUUGUCCGUCACUCCCAGACAACAAGCGUCCCACAAUGCCCACGUGGACACACAAAGCUAUGGGAUGGAUACAGUUUGUUGUAUUUGGAAGGAAAUGAACGUGCGCACAACCAGGAUCUUGGACAAGCAGGUUCAUGUUUACAAAGAUUCAACACAAUGCCAUUUGUAUUCUGCAACUUUAACAAUGUAUGCAACUACGCUAGCCGCAAUGACAAAUCUUAUUGGUUGUCAACGACCGCACCUAUUCCAAUGAUGCCUGUUGUUGAACAGGAGAUUCAGCCAUACAUUAGUCGAUGUGCUGUAUGUGAUGCUCCUGCCAAUGUUAUCUCCAUACAUAGUCAAACUCUAGAAAUACCAAACUGUCCAAGGAACUGGGAGUCCCUCUGGAUAGGAUACAGUUUUGCCAUGCAUACCGGAGCAGGUGCCGAAGGUGGUGGCCAAUCACUAUCCAGCCCCGGAUCUUGUCUAGAAGACUUCCGUGCAACUCCAUUUAUUGAAUGUAACGGUGCUAGAGGCACCUGUCACUAUUUUGCCAACAAAUAUAGCUUUUGGCUUACAAUCGUUAACGAGCGAGACCAAUUUACAACUCCACGAUCAGAAACUCUUAAAGCUGGCAAUUUACGCAACCGUGUUAGUCGUUGCAAUGUCUGUAUGAAGCGUGUAGAUUCAAACUUUGGAAACAGAGGCAGGGAUAACUUUAGGAGAGGCGGGGAUCAACCACCAAUUAGGAUAUAGACAUAGCAACUAUGGGGUAACCAUAGCAACCAUGCUGUCACCAUGGUAAUCUAAUCAGAUUCUAGCUGAACAAAUUCGGAACAAAUUAGAAUGCAAAAAUGGAUAUUUUGUAAUUUGGUUGCUAGUGUGUUACUACGUGAUGUAGUGGUUACCAUAGCAACUGCAUAUGAUUUCAAUGGUGCUGUGUUAAAUACUAUAUAACAUAUAAUUAAGGUGCAUAGUGCCAAAAUGGUCAGUAUAUAAGAAGAGGCUUUUAAUGUAAUAUAAAUAAUAAUGUAUAAUAUAAUUUUAUAAUGAACUGAGAUCAUCAAUAAUGCCAAUUUUUGCCACAUUUUGUGCACGAAAAUUACAAAAAUUGACAUAAAUUUUAUAUGGGAAUUUUCUCAGAACCACAAUGAGAUUCUAGAAAUAAACAUUUACAGUGUUUUUAAGUGGAUUUAUAUAAAUAAAGAACAAACAUUUUAUAAUAACACAUUUUAGUAAAUGAAGUCGCAUUAUGUUAAUGUUAUGAUACUCUUGCAUUUAAUAUAUACACUGCCAUUUGCAUUUAAGAGUGAACUUGUAGAUAUCAACAUUUUGUAUCAGUUGACACAGAUGAUGAAAUGGUGGCUAAUAUGGUUACCAUGGCAACAGAGUAUGGUUUCCAUAGCAACAUUGUUUGGUUACCAUAGUAAUAGGUUGAUCGGUUCCAUAGCAACCUUACUGUUUGUUUGUCAAUUGAUGUUCAAGAUUGGACAGCCUGAUGGAACAGGAUUGACAUAUAUCCAUACAGUCAAUUGUUUAUGUGUUAGUAAUGAGGCCUCAUAAUAAAUGUCAACAACUGUCAUUGAUUGGUCAGCUCUGAUCACAUGAUACAGAGUUCUGUGUUUUGAUUGGUCAUAUCAUAUCAGAUGUGCAGAAUUCUGUAUAGUGAUUGGUCAGAUCAGGUCACAUGAUACAGAAUUCUGUGUAAUGAUUGGUCCCAUCAGAUCACAUGAUCAGAAAAAUUGUUUCCUUACUAAAUAAGGUUUGGGUAUAUUCACAGAUAUACUUCUGGUUAAUAUUCAUGGAUAGUGAUGAGUCAUGACAUUUAUGGAUAUACUUGGAUUGAGUCAUGAAUAUUUUUCCAAUGGUUCAAUACCAAAUGAAUGGAUUGGAUGUCUAUUUAGAGCUAUACUUCACAAAACACUCGCCUCCUUUUGAUUAGGACAUUUCAAUGAUAAAAUGUGGCCCCUUUCUUUGCAUUUAUUCAUUACUAUUGAGAAAGGGGUGCACAGAUUAAAUUAUAUAAAAAUAAAGAUCCCUCCAAAUAAAAUGUCUGUAUACCUCAGCUUUGUAAAUGAUCGUCAUAAUGCAAUAUAUAAGUCAUAAUGCAAUAUGUAUAUGUCAUAAUGCAAUAUACAAGUCAUAAUGCAAUAUGUAUAU
Owenia fusiformis is the source of this 7172-nucleotide messenger RNA. Lineage: Eukaryota; Metazoa; Annelida; Polychaeta; Sabellida; Oweniidae. The record is from the annotation of a GenBank genome assembly.